Messenger RNA from Mustela erminea (ermine), 2266 nucleotides. It is a transcript of the gene EFCAB2, whose product is annotated as EF-hand calcium binding domain 2. The record is from RefSeq and is a predicted model, not a curated record. Gene Ontology annotation, molecular function: calcium ion binding. Bases 1094 to 1588 code for a protein of 164 amino acids. The transcript has 7 exons. NCBI's taxonomy places the organism in Eukaryota, Metazoa, Chordata, Mammalia, Carnivora, Mustelidae.
GUACCUAUUUUCUAACAGAAGCCAUUUUGUGAUGAUUCAAUAGUUUCUCAUCAGUUUCAAAAAGAGAAUGCUGGUCACAGCACCAAACGAGUACAUUCUAUAGAAAAAGGUUAUUUUAAUUAAGAACAGUUGGCUUCCGGGCUUACUGAGAAAUUACAGGACCAGAAUAAAAGGAGAAUGUUAAGAAAAUCAUCACAUAGUAGUACCUUGUACUCUGAAGGUUUCAACAUUUACAGUUAACAGUUCAUACAUUUUCACACAAUAUCCUCUAAACUAAUAGGCAAACACUUAAAAAUCAUCCAAGAUUAGCUUUAAAAUCGUGUAUUCGUUUGAAUCACGUAAUUCAAGAAAAUUAUUUAAAAAAAAAUUCUAGCAGAAGGAGCUGAUCCUUAAACCCAGACAAAAAUGGAACACCCUGCGACAGCUGCGAAGUUUCAGAAACGCGGCAGGUACAACUUCUCAGUAGUAACCUUAGCCGGAGGUCACGUCCAACCUCACGAGCUAGGACAUUUAACGUCGGGGUCGAGGCGGCCCGCCGGGCCCGUCUCCGUUGCCAUGAGACCCUUCCAGGCUGUGUCAGCCACUGCCGCCUUGGCGACGCGCGUUGGCUCCGCCGGCCCGGCUCGGGGUGCCGGCUGGGAUGCCCCCCACCCCGAGCCCGCCCGGCGUCCCGGCCUCUCGGCCCCCGGGGCAGCCGCGAGGUCCGCCCCCGGCUCUCCGGCCGCUCUUUCAAAUCCGUCGUACCCACGGGCGGGGAGGGAGCCGGGUCUGCGAGUCCCCACGCGGGUCGGGAGGAGGGAAAACGGGGCCCGUGGCUCGCUCACUCCCUCGACCCCCCCAGGCCGGAGAAGGCAGCGCUCGGGCCGCGGGAGAGGGGCGGAAGGGGUGGGGGCGCGCGCGGGGGGGGAGGGGAGCGGGAGGGAGAGGGGCGCGCGCUACGAGCCUCCCCUCCGCCCCCGCCCCGGGGUCUCCCGCCCUCGGGGUUCGGCGCCGCCGAUGCCUCAGGCCAGACUCGCGCGGUGGCUGGAAGGGGCAAGGACGCCACGACCUAGCGUGACGCCAGGCAUCUCCCGGGCGACGGCUCCGCAGCAAGAUGGCGGACGAUAAAGAAAGGGAAGGCACAGAGCUAGUCGUAGCAGAAUAUCACAGAAAAAUCAAGGAGGCUUUUGAAGUGUUUGACCACGAGGCGAAUAAUACAGUGGAUGUGAGAGAGAUCGGAACAAUCAUCAGGUCACUAGGCUGCUGCCCGAGUGAAGGAGAGCUCCAUGACCUGAUUGCAGAGGUAGAGGAAGAAGAACCCACCGGAUACAUUCGAUAUGAGAAGUUUCUUCCAGUGAUGACCGAAGUACUGCUGGAAAGAAGAUACAGACCAAUUCCAGAAGAUACCCUUCUUCGAGCGUUUGAGGUGUUAGAUCCAUCUAAACGUGGAUUUCUGACUAGGGAAGAACUGAUCAAGUAUAUGACUGAAGAAGGUGAGCCUUUUUCUCAGGAAGAAAUGGAAGAAAUGCUGUCUGCUGCCAUUGACCCAGAAUCGAAUUCCAUUCAUUACAAGGACUACAUAGCCAUGAUGGUGGUGGACGAGAGCUAGGCACCCUGGAGACUCAUCGAAAGGACGGCUGUAGAGAUGGCCUGUCCUCGUUAAUUUCACAUCUUAUAAUUAAUGCCUAGUGACAACUACUUUGCAAUACUUUAGAUUGUAAAGAUGAACACAAAUUUAUUUGGUGUGUCUAGCUUUAUGGAAUGACCAAUGGCUAAUUAUUUUAAAGCUUAUUCUUAAAAACAUUUUAACAUUAUCUGUGGAUUGUUGUGGAUUGUCUACAAUAAAACCCCAGUGACCUUCAAAUCCAUUAUGCUGACAAAAUGAAGAACGACCAGAAUGACCCCAGGUUGGGCAUAGAAGGAUCUUGGGAGGGGGCAGAGUGAGCACAAAGUGAGGGCCAGUAUCAGCGUGCUGAAACAAGCAACAAACAACGAGCCUUCAGCAUCGGGAUGGGAGGGGGUUGUUGAAAGGAAUAUUAAUAGUUAACCCCUUACAAGUGACGUUUACAAAUCUCAUCUGAAAUGUUAGUAACUUAGUGUGACAAUGUAAGUGUGCUGAUUCAGUGUGUUCCAUUUGCAGAGCAGGUAACGGAGUUGAGGUCAUGGACUCUAGAGACAAGAAGACUGAAUGGAAAUUGACAACAUAAGGGAGUGGCCGCAGUCUUCUGGUCUUUCAAAUUCUUAGCUAUUCUCAUUGAAUUUAAAUUGAAAAAUAAACAACAAAAAA